AGACAUAAAUAAGAAGAAGUAGAAUUUAACUAUUAUUAGAGGUUAUGGUUCGGGUUUCAAGAAUUUGUUAAAUAAGAAAAUCGAAAUGUUUCAGAGUUCUUUGAAAAUGUGUGUUCGCCUGUCGUCUACUUCCAGAGAAGGCCUUCGACGAAUCUCGUCCUCCAUAAAACCUGUAGGAGCCCAUUCUGUCAGAUCCAAACCAGAUAGCUUGAAGCAAGAGAUUCUAGAAUAUCGUCAUGUAUAUCCAGAAUUCUUACCAGACCCUAAAUUUGAGUUCAGAAAUUCAGUAAGAGAAAAACUGGAACGGAAUGACAUGAUUGCCAGGAGACAAAAUAUUGACAUACCAGAGUUUUAUGUGGGGUCUAUAAUGGCUGUAGAAUCAUCUGAUCCUCACACCCCAGGAAAGACACACAGAUUUGUAGGGAUUUGUAUACAGAGAGGUGGUUGUGGUUUGAGAGCACAUUUUACUUUGAGAAAUGUUAUAGACCAUCAGGGAGUGGAAGUUCAGUAUGAAAUGUAUGAUCCAACAAUUCAUAAAGUUGAUGUUCUUAAGUUAGAAAAACGCCUUGAUGAUGAGCUGCUGUAUCUCAGAGAUGCUCUUCCAGAAUAUAGUACUUUUGAUCCAAAUAUGGAGCCUGAAAUUCUUUCAGAAGGAACUUCUGUACCAGUAAAUACAAUCAAAGUGAAACUCAAGCCCAAGCCUUGGCUGGAAAGAUGGGAGAGAAAAAAUCUACAGGGUGUGCAAGAUCUAGAAUUAGAUGAGAAGUUUUACAAGAAGGCUGAAGAAGUGGCAACACCAUGGGAAAAAUAUGACCUCAUGAAAGAGUACAUGAGAACAAUUCCUGUAGAGGAACAAACAGAAAUAUAUGGUGAAUUGCAAACCAAACUACAAAAAUUGAAUGCCCAAGGGAAGAAAAUGAAGAGAAAGAGAGUAUUUGUGAAACCAACAAAACUUGCUUAGUUAAUUGUAAUUAAAAAAAUUCCAGUAUGGAUAUUAUUGUGUUGUGUGUUUUUCUAUCAUAAUUUCAACUUUCAGAACAAAAAGUUUGAUACUUCAUUUCUGAAAAAAUAUAUUUAAAAAUUACAACAAACAUCUUUUUAAUAAUAUACAAGAAAAAAUAAAUACAUAAUUGUGACAAAAAAAAGUUUUUGAACAAUUUCAAAUGUACAAAACAAAAUACAAGGUUGGUAUAUUUUCAAUUCUAUAGGCAGUAGACUCACUGAUAUUUACAAUAUAAUAUGUAGCAAUCAAGAACAGAAUAAUAAUUUCUGGUGUCUUGGAUACCAGAAGUAAG
This is a messenger RNA of Phaedon cochleariae (mustard beetle), 1295 nucleotides long. Lineage: Eukaryota; Metazoa; Arthropoda; Insecta; Coleoptera; Chrysomelidae. The record is from the annotation of a GenBank genome assembly.